AUGGAGCCUUUUCAUAUUGCUAGUUCGUAUGAUGAGCAUGACGAGUCUCUCUCCAAACUACUCGACACGGGCGCGUACUCCGAUCUCACAAUCACCUGUGGUACAGAUACUCAUGCAGUCCACAAAGCGAUCGUCUGUACCAGAUCCCCCUUCUUCGCCGCUGCCUGUGAUGGCGAGUCCAAGAAGGCAAAGACUGGCAUUAUUGACCUUCCCGACGAUGACCCUGUAGCUGUCAAAAUGGUGAUCCGAUACUUCUACCUCAAAAACUAUGUUCCUCAAGAGGCGCCUGUUGCCCCCAAUCCAACCAAACGCUCCAUCCAGCAAAAAAAAAAACAAUGCGGCCAGGAUAAUUCCCCGUUUGGAGGGACUCCUUCUCCGGGUUUUUCUUCUGGUUCUUCAGCUUUAGUCUUCGGUGUAUCCCCGCAGUCAGCUCCCACUCAGUCUGGUGGUCAAGGCUCUGGCAGUAUUAGAUCCCGUACUUCUCCGCCACCACCAUCGAAUCUCGUUCUACAUGCCAAGGUCUACGCGCUGGGCGAGAAAUACGACAUCAAAGGCCUCAAGGCCCUGGCUCUCUCCAAGUUCAAGCACGAAGCUGCACACCACCACCAUAGCGAGUCGUUCAUACUUGCUGCGAAGCAUGUCUACACCUCGACUAUCAAGCAAGAUUGGGGAAUGCGCAACGCUGUUACCAUUACGAUUCAGUUGAACGUCGAUUUGCUGGAGAACAAACAGUUGCAAUAUGUCAUCAAGAACACUGAUCUGGGGUGGAGACUUCUCAUGGGGCUCACUGGGACCAAACGUGCAGAGUUGAAACGAGGAGCGCCUUCCUGGUAA
Molecule: messenger RNA, 834 nt
Organism: Fusarium venenatum
Lineage: Eukaryota; Fungi; Ascomycota; Sordariomycetes; Hypocreales; Nectriaceae
Source: RefSeq, a predicted model, not a curated record